UUACGAGUAAAAUUUCCAUAAUAAUUGUUUUAGUGGUCAACUCCUUUGACUGUUGAUGUUGGUGGCUCUCCACGGUCUCGAAAAUGUCUCUUAUAAUCAAUUCUACAUUCCCAAUGAAAUGUUGCCAUAAAAGUAUUCCCAACUCCUGGUCCAACGCCAUAAUAAUAAUACAAAUGGAAAAAAAAAUGAAAUGAAAUGGAGAGCAAAAGACGUUGGAGAAUAAAUCAACAAAUAUUGAAGAAUAAUCAUAAAAUAUUUCAAGGUGAAGUGAACUGCACUUUGGUACAUACACGCACAAGAAAACUGCAAAGGGCGUUGACUCAUCCUGCAACGAAACUAAAACUUGUCUUAGUGCUUGAAGUGGAUCAUUGCGUGUCAUUUGUCAUUACAUACCAGAAAAAUCUUUCGCCACACGUCAAAACUGGUUUUCUCUAUACAAAAAGAUAAAUGUGAGACAAAUGCAGAAAACAUGUUGGAUGCAAUGACAAUUCAGGCUGUAAUGGAUAAUGUAUCGAAUGUCAGAUGCACAACGACGCGUAACCGCUGGAUGGCCCAGGUUUCUUUAAUAGUUGAAUGAUGUGCACUAGUGUAGACAAGGGUUGGUUGGACAGCAUAUCUAUACACAUCGGUCUAUACAUGGUGUCCGUUUAGCCGGAAUAACCGGAGUUAUUGAGGACCGUGCUGUUGCUUACUCUUAUGUAUUCCGUCUGUGUCCUCGCCAAUAAUUUACCAAUUCCCGACAUCUGGUCCGAUUGAUUUGUCUCCUCCCUUUUUCCAAGUGCGGUUAUUGCUCGAUUCAUCGCAGCAUACAUGCUAAUUAAAUAUGGACGGCGAAUCUUCUAAUAAGGGUUUGGUGCUUCAUCAUCAGUGUCCCGAGUCCCAGCAGCAGCAGCCGGCCAAUAUAAAAAGGAAAGUCAUCUCACGAAAGCAAAUCAUCAUUGACUUGUUCGUUGAAGUUGGACGUAUAGUCAUCUGCGAGAAUCAAGAUUCAGGAUUAAAUGUCGGGCGAUCGACUAGUUUAUUCAUCCGUUCUCUUCUCCUUCUCUGCGCUCGUGACUCUGCAGCUGAGUUACUGCUGCAUCAGCCCGGCGUCCAGUUUCGCCUUUCAUCCUCGCGUCUUCCGCACAGACGAUGCCAUCAUCAUCGAUUGUAAUAAUGAAAAACAAUUUCACAACAUCAUUUCCUUUUCAUCUUUAAUUGACGGCUCAAUUGUUUGAUUGCAGUUAUCAAUGUCGAAUUUGCUCCGUCUUACUACAGCCAGCCACUGUACGGCAGCAAAGUUGCCCAGCCGGGAUUCGCCCAGCAGCGACCAUUCUUCGAUCCUUACACGACGAUUUACACAGUAAUAUAGUUUUUCAUUAAAUUUUGAUGUUAAUUUGUCAAUUGGAUUAAACAAAUGUUUCCCUAUUUUCUCCUUAUCGCCUGCAGCACCAGCGACCCAAUGGAUGGUCCUAAUCAUAUGGAUAUCCUAGUCGUCCUACUAAUCCUCCACCCAAAACACCGUCCGAUGUCGAAUACGAAGAAUUCUUCAACAGUCUGCUGGCCGUCAAACAAACGCGCAAGUGCGGCAGGGGACCGGCCGCCAUGCCCACAACAAGGGCCUCGAUAACCGAAAGGGUCGCAGGCGGAAUUGAUGCCAAUAAAGGCACUUGGCCUUUCAUGGUGACCCUGAAAAAUAGCGACGGUUCCGUAUUUUGCACCGGGACUUUGUUGAGUGACACUAAAGUCCUACUGGCGGCCCAGUGUCUGGAAAAAAUGUCUCUGUUUGAGAUGAAUGGUGUGACCUUAUUGUUUGGGAUGCAUUUCUCGAAUCUAACGGACGUUCAAAUGACUAGGAGAAUCGGAAGAGUUAUGCUGCACUACGGAUACAACGCAUUCACCUAUGCCAAUGAUAUCGCCAUCGUAUCACUGGACGCACCCGUGGAUUUAUCCAGGACUGUCGCUCCCGUUUGUCUGCCAACGGCCAGUACCGACCCCGACCAAUUCGUCGACCAACCUGCCGUGAUUUUGGGAUGGGGACGAGCCCCUGACGCCGCAUUGCAAAAUGGAGAAUUGCAACAAGCCAAGGUUUCCAUCAUGUCCAAUCUCGACUGCAAGGCAAUCGAAACCCCUAGCAAAUACGUGACGGACAAUACUCUCUGUAUUACUUCGACUUUUGGUAAUAGAUACACGUGUCUGAUUGACGUCGGCGGUCCAGUCGUCACUUUACCAUCGCCAGGAGCCUGGACCGUAGUCGGAAUCAACAGCUACACCAAGGAUUGCGCUACCAACGGCCUGAAAACCCGAGUGGCUGCGUUCAGGGCCUGGAUUGACACAUACAUGAAAUAAAAAUGUAAACCGGCAAACGGCCAAUCGGAAAUAGCCAAGACAACGACGACGACGAACAACAUGGAACGAAACGAUUCUGAAAUUCUAGCCACUAAUUUCCAGUUUUACAGUUUGUUGAAUACGGCUUUAGUUGAGUGAUAAAAUUGAUGAUUAUUUAAAACCCUAAGAGAAUUCCGAAAUGUAUCAACACUACCCCAAAAGUAUAUCAAAUUUUCCCAAUAAAA
Molecule: messenger RNA, 2552 nt
Organism: Daphnia pulicaria
Lineage: Eukaryota; Metazoa; Arthropoda; Branchiopoda; Diplostraca; Daphniidae
Product: chymotrypsinogen B-like
Exons: 8
Coding region: 1585-2328 (247 amino acids)
Biological process (GO): proteolysis
Molecular function (GO): serine-type endopeptidase activity
Source: RefSeq, a predicted model, not a curated record